Molecule: messenger RNA, 5352 nt
Organism: Scomber scombrus (Atlantic mackerel)
Lineage: Eukaryota; Metazoa; Chordata; Actinopteri; Scombriformes; Scombridae
Gene: mxd1
Product: MAX dimerization protein 1
Exons: 6
Coding region: 769-1437 (222 amino acids)
Biological process (GO): regulation of transcription by RNA polymerase II
Molecular function (GO): protein dimerization activity; DNA-binding transcription factor activity, RNA polymerase II-specific; RNA polymerase II cis-regulatory region sequence-specific DNA binding
Source: RefSeq, a predicted model, not a curated record
AGUUUGAUAAAACACUCACAGUUGAUGUCAGUCGCUAUCUGCGUUUCCAGCCAGACGUAUCACGCGUGAGAUCAGCGAUUAACCAGCACAAAACUAACCAGCCACAAAGCCCCGAAACCGAAAAGGUUGGAUGACAUCGUCGGUUGAACUUUUAAUACAGCUAGCUCGUUUUUUUUCUACCAAUUUCACUCCAGACGAGCCUGUGACAACUGAGCAGCCAACGUCCGUGUUUUUUUUUUUUACAACAUAAAACCUUUAGCGUUCAUUUGGAAAAUUGUCACAAACGCUAACGCUAGCCAACUUGUUUUUUUUGCCAAACAGAACAAUACUUGACUUAUUUUUAUAUAUAUAUAUAUGUCAGCCAGCCCUUCUUUUUCUUUUUGUCAACAAGCCGCUUUUCCCCCUCGAAGAACUACCUAGAAAACUAACAUUAGCGAACAGUUUGCUUUAAUAAAGAGGGCAAAGCAAACCUUAGCUGUUAGCCUGAAACUAACCAGCUAACGCCAACCUGAACCAUUGUAACUAUCACGGGGAAAAGAAGCUGUCCUUUUAACUUUUAAAUAGCCCGUUUGACACAUUGCAGUAGUGAAACUGUUCAACGUUGCCUUUCGCCUUAUAAACUAACCAGUGACAGAGAGCAGCGAGCCAACUGACUGUCAUAAGGAGAGAGAGAGCCAGUGAUCGGACCUGAAGCAGGUUGUGUACAGCCACGGAGUCCCACAUCGGAUUGUUUUAUUAUCAGUGUUAUUAUCAGGGUUAUUGUUGAAAAUGGCGGCGAUCGGAAUGGUGCAGAUGUUGAUCGAAGCAGCCGAGUAUCUUGAACGAAGGGAACGAGAAGCUGAACACGGCUAUGCCUCCAUGCCACCCUUCAUCAGCAGCCGAGAGAGGGAAAGCUUGAAAAGGAAAAGCAAAAGCAAGAAAAACACAAGUAGCAGGUCUACGCACAAUGAAAUGGAAAAGAACAGACGGGCGCAUCUACGGUUGUGUUUAGAGCGCUUAAAAUCCCUCGUUCCUUUGGGACCAGAGGCUAACAGGCACACCACCCUCAGCUUGCUGAUGAAGGCCAAAGAUCACAUCAAGAGGUUGGAGGAGAGCGACAGGAGAGCUCAGCACACUUUAGAGCAGCUACAACGGGAGCAUAGACACCUGAGGAGGCGUCUGGAGCAGCUGGGGGUGGAGAGGACCCGCAUGGACAGCACCGGCUCCAGCGUGUCCUCAGAAAAGUCUGACUCUGACCAAGAGGACUUGGACGUGGACGUGGAGGGGACAGACUACCUGCUGGGUGACCUGGAGUGGAGCACCAGCAGCGUGAGCGACUCGGGGGACGAGCGGGGCAGCCUGCGCAGCAGCUGUAGCGAUGAAGGCUACUCCAGCGCCAGCCUGCUGCGCCUGCAGGACACUCAGGAGAUGGCCAAGAAGCUGAGCUGCACCCUAUAAACAGCACUGGUCACCGACCAAGCUCCCGCCUCCUCCUUCCCCUAUCAUCCAAUCCCAUCCCGAGAUUGUGUCACCACGCCCUGGUCCCGCUCAGACCUAAUCAACCUUUACCUUCUCCUCCCAAUCAGGACUGACCAAGUCUGAGGCCUCUCCUCCUUCUCCUCCUGCCGGGCCUCUGCGGACCCCCCCCUUCCGCCUCCUCCCACACACACACACACACACACACGUGGACUUCCAUUCAGACUGCAGCACCUCCGAGACACCCAUGUGCAUCAAGCCCCUCAUCAUCAUCAUUAUCAUCAGCGGUCAGUCUUCAGGGUGUCACCCGCUCUGCUCUGCACCAAUCAAACGAGCGGGGAUUUGAAAAAAAAAGACACUCCACCUCCCCACCCGUCUCCCUCCGUCCAGUCCGUCAGAAACACAACUUUCAGCCACAGAAUGUUACCACACAAUAUCCCACUGCCUCUUUUUCUAUGCCUCAAGAGCCAUGGGAAGCACUUAUGAGAUUUCACCCCUUACUUCACAACACACACAUACACACACACACACACACACACACCCACACCCAUCCAUCGCUUUCCGAGUCAUCUCCAAUAGUGUGACACAGACGCGGGGGCUCGUCUUUCCUCUGCAACCCACCCCCCACCCCCCUCCGCUCACCAGUCAACCAUCGGUGCAUGGUGUUUUGCACUUAAAAAAUAGCUUUUUGUAAAACAAAAACUGUGUCAUCUUUUUCAAACACUGUCUCUCGAAGAAAAAAAAACUUCAAGCCCUCUCCCCUCCCUCCUCCUCCUCCUCCUCCUCCGUCCUCCACCCUCCACUUCCCCCACUUUACAGCGGUUGCAGCACCGUCACCAGAUGAUGUCAUCUAGUGAGUGUUUGAAAAACAUGUCAUGUCGUGCCGUGCAGCGCGACCAGAGUGGACACUAUAUAGACUGUGUGCGUGUUGGUGUUAAACUGUCAGGGGGUGUGGGGUGUGGGGGGGGGGGGGGGGGGGUGAGGUUUGGGGCUGGCCGGCCGGCAGCAAUACGUCCCCAAAGUACCCAGGCAUUGGUGGGCUGGCUCUUAAUUACCCUGUAAUUUUAUGUCUACACUUGACAUUUAGAGGAAAAAGUAACAAAAACGAAACAAACAAAAAAAAAAGAACCUCAUGCAGCAUGAGAUUGUGAAGGGGUCGGGGGAUUCGGGUGGGGAGGGGGUUUGUGUGGGUGGGGUUGGAUUUUUUCUGCCUCUCUCUGACGACUGUGACGUUUUUACAGCAUCCUUUUAGUAUCAUAUAUGUGUGUGCGUACGUGUGUGUGUGUGUGUGUCACAUCAGGGGUCACUAAGCAGGUUUGGAAAACUUCUAACACCAGCCACCAGGGCCGAAUGCUGGUAUAUUUUGGCAGGUGCUGGUUCUAUUUUCUUUUGUACACUACUUCACUGCCCCGUUCCCCAGGUUUAUUAUCUGGAAGGGAAAGAGCCUAUCUACUGAGAGCAGUCGAACAGACUGGAGCACAUUCCACUACGUAGAGAGGACAGGCAGGUUAGACCGAGAGCACGAUUAUUUUUUGCGAGUGGAUGUUCCUGCCAAUUAUUUAUGAAGGAGGAGCUCAGUCGGAAAUGAGUCGAGUCGCCCUAUAACAGAAAGAAUGGCUUUGACUUUUCAGCGAGAACGCACCGGAGCUUUUUCCGUUUGCAUUCACACCUGAAAAGCACCAAAGUGUUAAAAACCACAGAUUUUCUGUCCUUUUGCCUUGCCUUCAUAGCUAUUUAUUGUUUCUGCAGAAAUGUACUCCUUUUAAUGUAAAUAGUUUACAGAAAGAUCUCUAUGUCUAUCAAAAAAAAAAGUAUUUAUUAGAUAUAUUAAAUAUAUAGAUGAAUAUAAAAAAUAUAUUUAAUUAGUCAUAGCCUAUGUUCUUCUUGUGAGGUUUAUUGAGAGUUUCCUGUGUAGUUUGUUUGCACAGCCUAGUCAAUCCAUAGAAUAUUUAGAAAUGUCUCUUGUGCCUCAAGGCUUUGUGUCUGUUCAGGAUUCGGUCCGGUGCUCCUAGAAAAUGUUUUCUUUGUGGUUGAUGGUCAUUUUAUAGCCGUUUUUCAAAGCCAUCUUGCUCCUUUUUUGUUAUUUAAAGAAGGGGGGCGAAUAAUAGGACAAAAAAAACAGAAUAAUUUCUAAAAACGUGAUUUUUAAAAAGUAUAAAAGUGAGAGAAGCUGAUGGCCAGGUUGAGAAUGUGGGGUUUCUUCUGGCUCUGUUUUCCCAGGACCCUCAAACACAAAAAAAAGUGGCUUCCACCGUCCAGAGAGAUUAUACAGUUGAUUGUUUGGUAAGGGGAAACCACGUCAGGGAGAGAGGACUGCAGCUUAUUUUUGAAUGUAGACGUCCUCCGUCCCUGCAGCAUAGCAGUACGGUGCCAAAGGAACCUCCAGCUCCUGCGUCCGCCACUCGAGAUUCUCCUGUUGAAGCAUGAAGAUGGUUCAUCAAAAGAGUUAAAAGACAAAAAAAACUAAAAAGAAAUGCGAAAAAAUAGAUAUUAGUCGUUGAGUGUGGAAUGCUGCUUUUUUUUUUGUCCAAAAUUGUAACAUUUUGAAACGGAGAAGAACUGUGUAGCCACGCUAUAAGGGGGGGACUUUAAGGGGAAAUGUAUUGAAAUGUAGGUGUGAGUGGACAGGUGCGUUCACUGACCAUCUGUCAAUGCGUAUGUGUGUGUGUGAGCGUGCAUGUGCGUGUGUUCCGUCACCGUCUUCAGAGAGAAACUUUUUUUUUUGGGGGGGGGGGGGGGGGUUUAAAAAAGAAAAAAAACACUAAGGCGAUGUUUCUGUUCUGGUUUUCUGUUUACUAGUAAAAUGCAAAAAAAAGUCCACUUGACAAAGACUUCAUGUAUUAACAGCAUUAAUGUAUGUGGGAGUCUCCUGUUUCCCUUUUUUCUUUUUUUUUCCCUUUUUCUUUUUUUUCCCUCCAUCCCUGGCCUGUUGUCUUGUCUUCCGCCAAUCCGCAUGUGUGUGUGCGUUUAUAAGCGUGACUCCCUCCUCCGCUUGCUGCGUUGGCAUCCGUGGUUGCGAGGGGAGGCGGGCAUGUAAAAAUUGGGUAGUGGUGGUAGGGGGAGUUUGUGGGAGGGGGAGGGUGAGCAAGCAAUGUAUGUGUAAAUGAUCACAUGCGACUAAUGCCUACCCCUCCCUCCCUCCCUCUCUCUUUCUCUCUCUCUCUCUCUCUCUUUCUUUCUCUCUAUCUACAAAGACCCUGGUGCUUUCAUCAUCUCCCUUAAGAAGCAGGUGUGGAAUCUCUCAAAGAACAAGACUACAGUCAGACCAGUUGUUUAAGCUACAGGUUUUUAGCAUCAGGGGAUUUCAUGUUCAUGUGUAUAUUUGGUUUAUUUUGCACAUUUUAUUUUUUCUCUCCCUGCAUACAAAGUGGCUAACAUUGCCUUAAAAACAGACACAAAUGUAAGACCUAACAGAUGAUAUGUAUGUGUGUGUGUGUGUGUGUGGUGCGUGAGUGGGUGGGUGGGAGGGAGCGUGCGAGUGUGAUGUAUCGACAUGUAUCACAAAGGUCAUUCCCUUUCAUUGUGACGGUCUCAGGCGUGGUGCUUUCAUGCAUUACACAAUACACGCACACAAACACACACUCUCGCACAUACACGUAAACACAGCAACGGUAACGCAGACACACCGCGUCAUAGCUCCAUGAACAUCGUCGUCGCCUGCUGCCUUUCUCCUCGGAAAGGUCACGUGUCCGUUUUGUCGAGUAAUAACUUUAAAAAAAGGUGAACGUUUUGUGCACUUACUUUUUAAGAAUUGGAGAAUUUGGACACGUCUUCUAAAGAAAAUCACUUCAAAUGUGGGGGAAAAAAACCCUUUGGAAAUGAAUUGUGGGGCAGCAGUUUAUAUUUGCCAGUGAUAUUAAAGAAAUAAAACAUUUGAAACCCUUGUUUACCUACCUA